Molecule: messenger RNA, 537 nt
Organism: Mesorhabditis spiculigera
Lineage: Eukaryota; Metazoa; Nematoda; Chromadorea; Rhabditida; Rhabditidae
Source: the annotation of a GenBank genome assembly
AUGCGGUCAUUGUCCGUCUUGCUGAUGUUGGCGCUCUUCGUGGCCACCAUUUACUCGGCUGCCGUCCCGCUGGGCCUUCGACCCGCUCGUGAACACGCUGAUGGCACCGCAUCUGUACUACCGACAGCAGAGCCUACGUCUUCAGAGCCGACCCCAACCACCACGGUGGCUACGGUAGAAAAAGCGGAAAAUGAGGCAUCGACUGUCGCUGGAGUCGUCAUCCUGAAGCGGAAGAAGGGUGGCAAAGGGCAGAAGGCCGAGUUCAAGCAGCUACCAAUUACAGCUCCACCCAAGGAGCCGGUUGUUAGGAAAAGCUUGAAGCUACCCACCUCCAAAAAUUACGGGCUACAAACCGGUGUCCAAACGCACCUUGUCGAUUCUAACGGAAAAAUCCUGCGCAACGUGAGUGCGAUCCCGAUCCGCGUCGCCUCGAAGAAGCCCUCGACACCCAAGCCAAGUGCGACAAUCUCGCAGGUGGAGAGCGAGGCGGCCGCACCGGUGGCCGUCCACUUUGGGGCUGCGCCGAUUUCGCUACUU